This is a messenger RNA of Eubalaena glacialis (North Atlantic right whale), 2600 nucleotides long. RefSeq names its product netrin G2 (gene NTNG2). Bases 1005 to 2600 code for a protein of 531 amino acids. Lineage: Eukaryota; Metazoa; Chordata; Mammalia; Artiodactyla; Balaenidae. The transcript has 8 exons. The record is from RefSeq and is a predicted model, not a curated record.
CACGGCGGCAGCGGGAGCAGCGCGGGGAAGGAGCGCCGGCUCGCAGCCCUCGGCCCUCGCCCCACCCAGCGCCAGCCAGACGGGGGAGGCGGAGCGCCGGAGGGUGGCGGUCCUCGGCCUCCCGGGUCUCCGCUCCGGGAAGCUGCUCCGAGCCGGGGUGUUGUUGCUAACGAGCUCUCUCUCCUCCCUUCUUGCAAUGAAAGACAAGCCAGACCCCGGGUACCUGGAUGGCUUGGAAGCUGAAGUCUCAGAAACUUCCUAAUAAGUUGCCGAUGGCUACCAGCCAAGGUCAGCUGGUUCCCAUUAGCGCCUGUCCCCACCAAAGCCGAGCCAAAUAAGCUGCUCCCCAGUUAGCACCUCAGUCGCUUUUUUUAUGCUCCAGUCCAGCUGCACAAUUGUUGUCACUUUAAGCCCAUAUGAAAAGAAAUCUCUUUUAUUGGCCCAAAAUGCCAAGUCCAAUCCCAUAGAGGGAACGUGUUUGCAGCUAACAGGUACACCUCCUGAUUUUAUUUUAUCUUUACAACGCAGGCCGGAGGGUUGUUUUGCAGUUGUGUUGAGCACAUCACACAUUAAGGGCCCUUUAAAGACCUGGGUUGAUUGGAAGGACAAAAAUUAAAAGCAAUCUGAUCCGGCCUCAUGCCAGAUCCCUGCGGAUUUUCUCCCUAUCCCAUUUCCAUCCACUGUCACAAUUUGAGAGUCUGCCUGAUUUGAUCAGAUUCACCUCUGGGAGAGGUGUGAUGCCAAGGUUAGGAGGACGCCAAGUUGUGGGCAACUUCUCGAUCUGCCCAUCAGCAGUCUGAGAAACGCUGGCUCUGAGUUUUCCAUAUCGGCCUCUUGGAAAAAACAAGUUCCUCGCUGUUUGCAACCUGGCAGAGUCCCUGGGACAUCCGGCCUCCGUCGCCUGGUAGAUGUGGCUUUUCCAUGCUGAGGUUUCGAGUCCCUCCUGAGCCAGUCGCCACCUCUCCGGUCCCUCUCUGGGCCUCGCCCCUGGGGACCGCGCCGCCAUGCUGCACCUGCUGGCUCUUUUCCUGCACUGCCUCCCGCUGGCCUCUGGGGACUACGACAUCUGCAAAUCCUGGGUGACCACGGAUGAAGGCCCCACCUGGGAGUUCUAUGCCUGCCAGCCCAAGGUGAUGCGCCUGAAGGACUAUGUCAAGGUGAAGGUGGAGCCCUCCGGCAUCACGUGCGGAGACCCCCCUGAGAGAUUCUGCUCCCACGAGAACCCCUACCUGUGCAGCAACGAGUGUGACGCCUCCAACCCGGACCUGGCUCACCCGCCCCAGCUCAUGUUCGACAGGGAGGAUGAGGGCCUAGCCACCUACUGGCAGAGCGUCACGUGGAGCCGCUACCCCAGCCCGCUGGAGGCCAACAUCACCCUCUCGUGGAACAAGAGCGUGGAGCUGACGGACGACGUGGUGGUGACCUUCGAGUACGGCCGGCCCACCGUCAUGGUGCUGGAGAAGUCGCUGGACAACGGGCGCACGUGGCAGCCCUACCAGUUCUACGCAGAGGACUGCAUGGAGGCCUUCGGCAUGCCCGCCCGCCGGGCCCGCGACCUGUCGGCAUCGGGUGCCCACCGGGUGCUGUGCACGGAGGAGUACUCGCGCUGGGCCGGCUCCAAGAAGGAGAAGCACGUGCGCUUCGAGGUGCGGGACCGCUUCGCCAUCUUCGCCGGCCCCAACCUGCGCAACAUGGACAACUUGUACACGCGGCUGGAGAGCGCCAAGGGCCUCAAGGAAUUCUUCACCCUCACCGACCUGCGAGUGCGGCUGCUGCGCCCGGCGCUGGGCGGCACCUAUGUGCAGCGGGAGAACCUCUACAAGUACUUCUACGCCAUCUCCAACAUCGAGGUCAUGGGCAGGUGCAAGUGCAACCUGCACGCCAACCUGUGCUCCGUGCGCGAGGGCAGCCUGCAGUGCGAGUGCGAGCACAACACCACCGGCCCCGACUGCGGCAGGUGCAAGAGGAGCUUCCGCACACGGUCCUGGCGGGCGGGCUCCUACCUGCCGCUGCCCCACGGCUCUCCCAACGCGUGUGCCGCCGCAGGCUCCGCCGUUGGCAACUGCGAGUGCUAUGGCCACUCAAAUCGCUGCAGCUACAUCGACUUCCUGAACGUGGUGACCUGCGUCAGCUGCAAGCACAACACACGAGGCCAGCACUGCCAGCACUGCCGUCUGGGCUACUACCGCAACGGCUCCGCGGAGCUGGACGACGAGAACGUGUGCAUUGAGUGUAACUGCAACCAGAUCGGCUCCGUGCACGACCGGUGCAACGAGACCGGCUUCUGCGAGUGCCGCGAGGGCGCGGCGGGGCCCAAGUGCGACGACUGCCUCCCCACGCACUACUGGCGCCAGGGCUGCUACCCCAACGUGUGCGAUGAGGACCAGCUGCUGUGCCAGAACGGCGGCACCUGCGUGCAGAACCAGCGCUGCGCCUGCCCGCGCGGCUACACCGGCGUGCGCUGCGAGCGGCCCCGCUGCGACCCCGCCGCCGCCGACGGCGGCCUGGACUGCGACCGCGCGCCCGGGGCCGCCCCGUGCCCCGCCACGCUGCUCGGCUGCCUGCUGCUGCUGCGGCUGGCCACCUGCCUGGACUGCUGA